GAUGACAGCAUUUCUAAUGUUGUAACGAAUGUUUCUGUACAACACUCUUGCCAUAAAAGUCACGGCAUCUCAAAAAGCAGUUAAUCUUCAACUGCAUCAGCACGCAUUCAAGCUGAGGUAGAGAGCGGCGCUUGAAGCUCCCGCCGCAGCUUUAAAGGAGAAGCACGCUCUGGAAGAGGAAACAGAGGAGCUACGGAGAAGAAAGGAAAGGCUGGAGCUUGAUUCGGAAAUAGCCGCUUCUGCUGCUAAAUUAGCAGUAUUAUCCACUUUCAGUCACCAAGCUCGCUCAAGUACACAGUCAGAUGGAAUGGAAACUUAUUUUGAAAAAAGAGCAAGGUUAAAGGACCCUUACACCAAUUUCCAAAUUCAUGAAGAAGUAGCUAGGUUAAAGGAAACCUUCACUUCACUAAAUCCACAAGUAGAUGCAUAUAAAGUGUGUUGUGUCUGACUGUGGAGCAGAGUACAGAGGACAUUCUCUUAGCUCUCUCAGCUUCUACAGGGUCCAUAUCUUACCAGUUCUUUGUUAGCAGUUAUUACACGUUUCAGACAAGAACCUGUGGCCAUAAUGGUUGACGCCAAUGUUCCGCCAAGUCAAGGUAGCCCAAGAUAAUCAAGAUUUCCUGUGUUUCUUGUGGUGGCCUGAGGGCGAUUUUAAAUCAAGAACUUGUGGAAUACAGGAUGACAUGAUGCAUCUGUUUGGGGCAGUAUCAUCUCCCAGCUUUGCUUGUUACGCUCUACGAAAGACUGCAGAAGAUCAUCAGAACAGUUUCUCCGAUGAGCACCACCCACCCACAAAGACUGUAGACCACCCCCAGGAAAAGGAAGGUGGGAGGGGAUAGAGAAGAACCACGGCAACCAGCACUUAAGUAACUUACAGUCUACACGGAGGGCAAAGGGAGGAUCAGAAAAAAGGAUUGGUGGCUGCGUUUGACAAGCUUUUCACUUCCUGUCAUCUUACGGAAAAGUAAACCUAAAGCAGAGAGGUGGAGACUGUUGCUUGGAUUCUCACACACACAUUUUCUUUUUUGCCGUACUUUAGGAUGACUUCAUGGGUGAAAGAUGAAUCUUCAGCUGUUGGGUGAUUGAUGUGAGUGAUUCUGCUGUGAUGGAGGGACUUUCUCAGCAGACCCAGUGAUUCCCACUGCCGCUUUUGCCUCCUGCUAAAUGUGGAAAGCCUAGGAUGGAAGACCCACCAGGUGCUGCUCUGAGGCACUGGAACAACACUCUCAACCUCCACAACCUCAACCAUCUCGCCUCCUCCUUUGCACACACUUGCACAACCAGCUGCUUCACCGCCAUCUCCAACCAGACAGGGGCCACCGUCACCGGGUGACAAGAUUCCAGGAUGUUUAUAAAUUUCCGCCGGAUACGAAAAUGCCAGUGUGUGCAGCUGAUGACCACCUGCCUGGUGCUGUCAGUGGUGAUGGUUUGCUGGGAGCAGCUGGACAACAGUGUCAUCAGCCACGUCAAGUCCUACUCCUACCGCUACCUGGUAAACAGCUUCACCUACAUUAACAGGAGCCUUACUAUCUCACAUGAGCAGGCCAGAAGCUUCAGCAACUUCAGUUACCUGCUGGACCACCCGGAUAAGUGCGCCGGCAAGGACGUCCUCCUUCUUCUCUUUGUCAAAACAUCCCCAGAGAACAUUAAGAGGCGAAACGCCAUUCGAUCCACCUGGGGUAAUGAGACCUACAUCCAAAACACCUUGGGAGUGACAGUCAAGGUGGUGUUUGCCUUAGGAGCGCCUCGGACCAAGAAGGAGGAGCCCUCGUGGAGCGAGAGGAGCGGUGUUGGUUUUCAGCAGCAGCUCAUCCACGAGGACCAUCUCCAUGGUGAUUUGAUCCAACAAGACUUUUUAGACUCCUUCCACAACCUGACUCUGAAGCUGAUCCAACAGUUCCACUGGAUGCACAGCCGCUGCGCACAUGCCCGCUUCCUCAUGACCGCUGACGACGACAUCUUUGUCCACAUGCCCAACCUGGUGAGCUACCUGCAGGACAUGAGCAGCAGAGGCGUCGUAGACUUUUGGGUUGGUCGUGUGCACAAAGGGGCGCCGCCAAUCCGCAGCAAAAACAGCAAGUACUAUGUGCCCUAUGAGAUGUACCAGUGGUUGUCAUACCCUGACUACACUGCUGGGGCCGCGUAUGUUGUCUCCAGGGACGUAGCUGACAAAAUAUACCAAGCCACGUUGACCCUGAACGCCUCUCUUUACAUAGACGAUGUGUUCAUGGGCAUCUGUGCCAAUGCCGCCGGUGUGUCACCCCAGGAGCACGUCUAUUUCUCAGGUGAGGGCAAAGCACCCUACCACCAGUGUAUCUACGACCAGAUGAUGACCUCACAUGGUCAUGUUGAGGAUAUCUUUGACCUGUGGAAGGCAGCGACCCACCCGCAGGUGAAGCAGAAGACCUCUGGACUCCUAGGGAGGCUUUACUGCACAGCUGUGAAAAUGGUUCUCCUUUGUAAACCAUACUAUUUUAACACCUACCCUUGCAAAGCAGCUUUUUGGUAGGAGAUUGUGGGGUUUGUGUGCAUGUGACAGAGAGAGGGGGAGUGUGUCAUGGUCACAGUGAAAGGAAGAUCAUUGAUGCAAAUAUUACCUCAAAACACUGGAGUGUAUGUUUUGUUUCCAGAGGCAAAGAGACCUUGUCUUGAUGGUUUAAUAAUUUCAUAACAGUGGCUUUGCAUUGACCACAGAAUGUGGUCCAAAAAGGUCCUUAAAAAAGAUGCUGCUUACAUGUUGUCCCUACACAAACUCACCGGGCUCACUAAUGUAAUAUUUAAUUAGUUAUUUUCCAUCUUAGCCAUUUGAUUAAGAGAAUACUUCCUCUUUAUCUUGGAUUUUAUUUCCAAUUCUGUGCCUCACAAAAGGGUUGACAAAAAUUUGAAAUACUACGAUAUUUUCUUAAUUUAAGGCCACUUCUCUCACUGGCGGUUACGAAUUUCAUUACCUUAAUAGAGACAGAGCAAAUUUAUACCCACCCACACUGGAGGGGGAAAACAAUGUGAAGGUCAAUUGUCAAUUUUGUCUGCUAACAAAGAAAAAUGCCUAAAACCUGCCUUGCGGUGGGUCGCACUAACAGGGUAAAGAACCCAUGAACUAAAUUUGUAUGAGCUGCCACC
Molecule: messenger RNA, 3120 nt
Organism: Etheostoma spectabile (orangethroat darter)
Lineage: Eukaryota; Metazoa; Chordata; Actinopteri; Perciformes; Percidae
Gene: b3gnt5b
Product: UDP-GlcNAc:betaGal beta-1,3-N-acetylglucosaminyltransferase 5b
Exons: 3
Coding region: 1346-2509 (387 amino acids)
Biological process (GO): protein O-linked glycosylation
Cellular component (GO): Golgi membrane
Molecular function (GO): N-acetyllactosaminide beta-1,3-N-acetylglucosaminyltransferase activity
Source: RefSeq, a predicted model, not a curated record